Messenger RNA from Jaculus jaculus (lesser Egyptian jerboa), 2652 nucleotides. RefSeq names its product solute carrier family 34 member 1 (gene Slc34a1). Gene Ontology annotation, biological process: intracellular phosphate ion homeostasis; sodium-dependent phosphate transport. The transcript is spliced from 13 exons. Gene Ontology annotation, molecular function: sodium:phosphate symporter activity. The coding region runs from base 155 to 2074 and encodes 639 amino acids. The record is from RefSeq and is a predicted model, not a curated record. Gene Ontology annotation, cellular component: apical plasma membrane; brush border; vesicle. NCBI's taxonomy places the organism in Eukaryota, Metazoa, Chordata, Mammalia, Rodentia, Dipodidae.
UGGGGAACAGAGGGAGGGCAGCUAGGGUUCUAGGACUUUGCCCUUGACCCGAAGGUAUAAACAGGAGGGUCCCAGUUCCUUCCCCAAGCUCCUGAGCAGAAGCUGUCACAACCUCCGGCCUCCUGACACACAGGACCCACUGUGGGAACCCAGCAUGAUGCCCUAUGGAGAGAGGCUGGGAGGGCCAGCUGUCUCUCCCCUUCCAGUCCGUGGGGGGCACGUGGUGCAUGGGACAGCCUUUGCCUAUGUGCCCAGUCCACAAGUUCUGCACAGGAUUCCAGGGACAUCCACCUAUGCCUUCUCCAGUCUGAGUCCAGUGGCUCUCACAGAACACAGCUGUCCCUAUGGGGAGGUCAGGGAGUGUCAUGACCCACUACCUGUCAAGCUUGCCCUGGAAGAGGAGCAGAAGCCAGAACCUAGGCUGGCCCGGAAACUGCUCCAGGCUGUUAUGAAGCUCCUCAAAGUCCCUCUGAUGUUGACCUUCCUCUACCUCUUUGUCUGCUCCCUGGACGUGCUCAGUUCAGCCUUCCAGCUGGCUGGAGGGAAGGUGGCUGGUGACAUCUUCAAGGACAAUGCCAUCCUGUCCAACCCGGUGGCGGGGCUGGUGGUAGGGAUCCUGGUGACUGUGCUGGUACAGAGCUCCAGUACCUCCACCUCCAUCAUCGUCAGCAUGGUCUCCUCUGGCUUGCUGGAGGUGAGCUCGGCCAUCCCCAUCAUCAUGGGCUCCAACAUCGGAACCUCUGUCACCAACACCAUCGUGGCCCUGAUGCAGGCAGGGGACAGGACUGACUUCCGGCGGGCCUUUGCAGGGGCCACGGUGCACGACUGCUUUAACUGGCUAUCUGUUCUGGUCCUGCUGCCCCUGGAGGCCGCCACCGGCUAUUUGCACCACAUCACCGGACUCGUGGUUGCCUCCUUCAACAUCCGCGGUGGCCGUGAUGCCCCCGACCUUCUCAAGAUCAUCACGGAACCCUUCACGAAGCUCAUCAUCCAGCUGGACAAGUCUGUGAUCACCAGCAUUGCUGUGGGGGAUGAGUCCUUGAGGAACCACAGCCUCAUCCGGGUUUGGUGCCACCCAGACUCAACAGAGGCUUCCAUGUCCAUGUCCAAGGCAGAGACCAACUUCAGCAAGACCUUUGUGAAUGCCACCAUGGAAAAAUGCAACCACAUCUUCGUGGACACUGGGCUGCCUGACUUGGCUGUGGGACUCAUCCUGCUGGCUGGCUCCCUGGUGGUCCUGUGCAGUUGUCUCAUCCUCCUUGUCAAGAUGCUCAACUCUCUGCUCAAGGGCCAGGUGGCCAAGGUCAUCCAGAAGGUGAUCAACACAGACCUCCCAGCACCCUUCACCUGGGUCACGGGCUACUUUGCCAUGGUGGUGGGCGCCGGCAUGACCUUUGUUGUCCAGAGCAGUUCUGUCUUCACCUCAGCCAUCACUCCACUCAUCGGACUGGGUGUGAUCAGCAUCGAGCGGGCCUACCCUCUCACACUGGGCUCCAACAUUGGUACCACCACCACAGCCAUCCUGGCAGCACUGGCCAGCCCCAGGGAGAAGCUAUCCAGCUCCUUCCAGAUCGCCCUCUGCCACUUCUUCUUCAAUAUCUCGGGCAUUCUGCUGUGGUACCCGCUGCCCUGCACGCGCCUGCCCAUCCGCAUGGCCAAGGCGCUGGGGAAGCGCACCGCCAAGUACCGCUGGUUUGCCGUCCUCUAUCUUCUCGUGUGCUUCCUGCUUUUGCCCUCGCUGGUGUUUGGCAUCUCUAUGGCAGGCUGGCAGGCCAUGGUGGGUGUGGGGGCACCUUUUGGGGCCCUGAUGGUCUUCGUGGCACUUGUCAAUGUCCUGCAGAGCCGAAGUCCUGGGCGCCUGCCCACGUGGCUGCAGACGUGGGACUUUCUGCCCCGUUGGAUGCAUUCCCUGCAGCCCUUGGAUGGUCUCAUCACGCGUGCCACCUUGUGCUACGCCAGGCCUGAGCCCCGCUCGCCUCAACUGCCUCCCAGAGUCUUCCUGGAAGAGCUACCCCCUGCCACACCCUCCCCACGUCUUGCACUGCCUGCCCAUUACAAUGCCACCCGCCUCUAGACCACGGGCCCAGACUAUUACCUGGGAGCAGGAGAAGUCCACUCAUAGAAUAGAGGGGUGUGUGUGUGUGCAUGCCUAAACCUUGGGAAGUACGCAUAAUUCUGUGUCACUGUUGGGAGCCUGGUCCUUAGGCAGGGCAAUAGAGGUCUGGGCUUUUGUGCCCGAGAGGCAGUGUGCAUGAAGGCUGAGUCUGUGCAGAAGCCGAUAUUUGUGUACAUGCGCAUUGGCCCAUGCACAGGGACAGACACGUCUGUGGGCGGCUGUGUGCAAGUUGCAGUAGGUAUUAUUUUGGUCUCUUUAUGUUUGCGUUACAAGACAUGAGCUUGAGUCCUUGUGUACGCAGGCUACAACAGGCAGGAGUAAGGGUGGCUCUGAAUUAGUGACUAUGUAGCCGUUUGAUUAUGCCUAGAUAUGAGUGCUUGAGUCACUGACUAAAUUCUGUCCCUCCCUCCCAUCUUCUUUCUCCACGCCAGCCUCCUCAUCCUCACCAAGGGCUUCAGCACCAAGCCUGUGGCCCUCUUUCCCAAUCCUGCUUGAUGAAAAACAGAAAGGAAUUAAACUGUCGUUAUGUAUCUGGA